Molecule: messenger RNA, 2037 nt
Organism: Triticum aestivum (bread wheat)
Lineage: Eukaryota; Viridiplantae; Streptophyta; Magnoliopsida; Poales; Poaceae
Exons: 16
Coding region: 299-1708 (469 amino acids)
Source: RefSeq, a predicted model, not a curated record
UUUCAAAUUUCUCGGGUUAUGCUAGGGAUGGAAGGAUGCUGAGCCUGUAGGUUUUUUGCUGCUCGGAUUGGCCACAUUACAUCACAGAUUGCUCUCCGGAUCGAAAGGUUCUUCAACUUCUGCUUAGUAGGUCUCUUGCUCCUCAGAUUGGCUUCAAUUCAUUUUUGCAGCGGUCCCCUGCUUCUUCCAUUGGAAUAUUACAUCAAUGGAAUCCACUACAGCCCUUAAAACCAUCACUCUUGGUCAACAGAGUUGUAAGGUAUUUGGAUGACUCUUACGCCUAUGGGAUGCAAUAAACAUGAAAUCCAAGUUUGCAGAUCCUCUCAUCAGCAUUGAUGGUGUCCUUUUAGAUGAAGAUGGCAAUAUGGCGCAGAUCAGUGUACCCAAAAAAUUUCAAAGACAAUUCCGCCCCUUACUCACAGAAGGACAUGUCUACAUCUUUAAUGAUAUUGCAGCUGUUGAUAUAAAAAACAAAACCCAUAUAUAUCACCACCAAGACUAUAUGUUGCAAUUCAAGCACAACACUAAGGUUCACCGACUUGAAACCAGAGGGACAAAUAUACCAAAGUUUUCCUUCAAUUUUUGUCCAUUUGAUAAUCUACCAGAAAAAGAUACUUUUGCAAAACCACUUCAAGAUAUAAUAGGAGUCAUUAGCCACGUUGGGCCAUUUGAUUAUGCAAGUCAGACAUCUACAAAUAAACUCAGGAAAAUCAAAAUUCGAAACCUAGAUGAACACACACAAGAAAUACGUCUUUGGGGCCACCAUGGUGAAACAUUUGAUGAAGAAGCUGUACUUAAAAAAUCACAAGAAGGCAUUGUAGUUGGCAUUUUUGCGGGUCUCACAGCUGGGAGCUUUCUAGGUGCCCUGCAUGCAUCCUCAACCUCUGCAACAAAAGUUUACAUUGACUUGGAUACAUCUGAAGUUAAAAACUACCAAACCAGCUAUAAAUGGGAAUCUCCAGCUCUGCGACAACAACUACCUCAGGUUAUGCAUUUAUCUCCUAUUCAAGCAGCAGGGAAAAUGUACACACUUCAACAAAUAUCAGAUAUGCCCACCUCAAAUUUUCAGGAAGGAGCUACCUACAGCACCAUUGCGAAAGUUAAAUCUAUUGUACCUUCAACUAAAUGGUACUACAAAGGAUGCAAACGUUGUGAUAGAGGAUACAAGAACAACUCAGAUACUCCAACAUGCCUUUGCACAAAUUCAUCUCCAAAGCCAUUGUACAAGCUACCAAUAACACUUACAGAUGACUCGGGAGAUUUAGAUGCCAUUGCUUUCUCUAAAAUUGCUGAAGAACUGGUUGAGCGAGAUGCCAUACAAAACAUGAAAGUUGAUACCGCGGAACAUGUGACCGCCCUAGAUAAUGCCAUUGGGAAAACCAGAUUGUUCUAUAUAGGAAUGAAGGUUGAUUUGGUAUCCAGAUUCCCCAUAAGUUAUGUCAUAAAGAAAAGCUUCCCAGUUGACAAUGCACAAAUAUUGCCCUCUACAAAGUCAACUCCAAGCAAAGACCUGGAGAACAGUCCAUCGUCAUCAAAGAGCAUCCAGAGUCCAGGGAGCCUAACACAAGUCCACUUGGGCAAUACUAUGCCUCCCCCUUGCCAAUCUACAACUAUGGACACCGACAAAAACAUAAAUAGGUACUCUUCAGCGAAAAGAAGCAUCCAAUUUACAGAAGAUGGAGCCACCAACAAAGAGGGUCAACAAUAGGAACAUCUUCAGGAUACACAAGUGCAUCUCCAGGUUGUCAAAAAGCAUAAGCAAGACAUUGCAGAUAACAAUGUGAAAAUGAACAACUAUGAAGGACAAGAGGAUAACAGUAAUAAAAACACAUAGGGCACCGUCAACAACCAUGCAAGGACCAGGGAAUCUUCAAGACGCACGAAAAGCACCUACGGAUUGCACCACCUUCCAUUGAAAAUUACCUCCAAAACUAUCAUUACAACUACUUCAUGAUCAGCCUAGGCAUGUCGUCAGAUAUUGACUAAUUUUAUGUAAUAAGUCUGAAUUAUGAAAUCUUUGGAUUUGUAUGCACUUUU